AUCGUAUUGGCGUUUAAGUUUUAAACCCGCCUGGAAGUGUUCGAUCAAUAGUGUGCUUUCUUGUAAAGACACACCUCUCUCUUUAAAGAUACAAGUCUGUAAAAUAGUGUUUUGAUAGAAGGGAGGGAAUCGAAAAGCUUGUUGAGAAUCAAUGGACUAAUCCAAUAUGGUGGACAAUGUGACGACUUCUAUUUCCGGGAACGUUACUCUUGACGGUAAAAUUUUGGUCAACAGAAUUAUUGAAGGUCUUGUUCUAUCAGUGAUCUGCGUUGUUGCACUGGUAGCUAAUAUAUCGCUAUGGGUAGUUAUAUGUAGAACGCGGGAAUUGAAAACAGAAGCCAACUAUUUGAUUUUGUGUUUAUCUGCAGCUGACGUUCUUGUGUCAUUGGCCAUGCCGAUCACGUGUUAUACUAUAUUUAGGGGGGAUUGGGUAUUCAGUGAUGACGUGUGUAAAUUGGCAGGAUUUAUCAACAUGGUGACGUUUGUGGCCAGUGUUAUGUCACUGGGUGCAAUAAGUAUUAACAGGUACUAUAAAGUGUGCACAGGUCAGCGAUAUAAGAAAAUCUACACGAAGAGAAAUGUUUUCUUGAUUAUAUUAGGUAUAUGGCUAUUCUCGUCGGCAUUAGCAACGCCUCCUUUAGUGGGAUGGGGAGUGUAUAGCUAUCUUCCAAAUCAGUCUUUCUGUUUCAGUGAAUGGCCAGCUUCUAUUUCCUACACGUUUUUCAUGGUCGGGGUGUGCUUUGGUGGCCCCUGUUCCGUCAUGACGGUGUCCUAUUGUUUAAUUUUUAGAAAAUACCGCCGCAGUGCGCGGACAGUAUUACAUUCCAGUGCAUUACAUUCCAGUGCAAUACCUUCUAAUACAACUUCUAACGUCAACAACAUUGCUAUUAAUUCUGUGAAUGUACAUCACACGGUUACAAAAAAUGUAGUCGCCGUCAAAAACAGACCACUCCAAAUAGAGAAAAGACGCCUUGAAGAACUUCGACUCACAACUACCUUAUUAGUGAUGAUAUUAGUAUUCGUGUUGUCAUGGUUACCGUUUUGUGUGGCUAUGUUUCUGUCUGUUUUUGCGAAAGAAUAUUUGCCACAGGCGUUUGAUAUGUUUACCCUGCUGCUUGGUUAUGCGAAUAGUUGUUACAAUCCCUUUAUUUAUGGUAUCAUGAACAGUCGUGUUAAACAAGGUUACAAGACACAGUUUACAUCCCUCUUGGUAUGCUGUGGUUUAAAGAAACAGGGAAUAAAUUUAAACGAAUCAAGGUCAAUGACAAAUAGUGUCCCAGACAAUUAAAUGUGACGCGCACGACCGAAAUGAAGACAUCCAACGGGCCCGAAGAAUUCGGGUUAACGGCAAUGGCAACGAGGCAUAAUACACCCCUCGCCAAAUAAAAAGAAAGAAAAAGACAAGAACAUUGCGAGUGAACGUGCCACGCUAGACUAGCAUUAGCAAAGAUGAAAUCCACUCCACAGCUACGACAGCUUACGAGUGUCAUCGUCUUGACAAUUUCCAUAAAUCUCAUAUUUAAAGUAUCUGGUCGCCAUUUGACGGAUUGCUAUUACAUAUUGUGAAAGUUGAAUCUCUUAUAGGAAUAUCAAUCCAAAGUGGUUCAAUUCUGUAUAGUAUUUACAA
Messenger RNA from Patella vulgata (common limpet), 1627 nucleotides. RefSeq names its product octopamine receptor Oamb. Bases 167 to 1288 code for a protein of 373 amino acids. Gene Ontology annotation, cellular component: membrane. Lineage: Eukaryota; Metazoa; Mollusca; Gastropoda; Patellidae. The transcript is spliced from 2 exons. Gene Ontology annotation, biological process: G protein-coupled receptor signaling pathway. The record is from RefSeq and is a predicted model, not a curated record. Gene Ontology annotation, molecular function: G protein-coupled receptor activity.